This is a messenger RNA of Musca vetustissima, 852 nucleotides long. RefSeq names its product UPF0430 protein CG31712 (gene Arglu1). The transcript is spliced from 6 exons. Lineage: Eukaryota; Metazoa; Arthropoda; Insecta; Diptera; Muscidae. The record is from RefSeq and is a predicted model, not a curated record. Gene Ontology annotation, molecular function: cadherin binding. Gene Ontology annotation, cellular component: nucleoplasm; mitochondrion. The coding region runs from base 9 to 836 and encodes 275 amino acids.
AUAAUAAAAUGGGUUCUCGAUCCAGAAGUCCAUCGCCGAAACGGAGACAUCAUAAAAGUAAACAUAAAAAACGCAGUAAAUCCAAAUAUAGCAGUAAAAAAGAAAAUCGUGAUCGCGAUGAGCUAUACUAUUCGUCCAGUAGUAAAAAAGAAAAUCGUGACCGUGAAAGGGAACGUGACCGGGAGCGUGAACACAAUCAUCAUCGAUCAAGUCGAAAACGUUCCUCAUCGACAUCAUCCAGCAGUUCAUACACAGACAGUGAUUCACACAGCAGCAGUCAUCGGAGCAGCCGUCACAAGAAAAGUCGUUAUAAGAAAUUAGAUGAGGUGGAACGUUUGGCCGAAAUGGAAAGACAGAGACGACAAAAGGAAGCCGAGCAAAAGAUCAUUGAAGAAGAAGCCUCCAAACGCAUUGAAAUGCUUGUGAAAAAACGCGUCGAAGAAGAGCUAGAAAAGCGACGAGAUGAAAUCGAACAGGAGGUGAAGCGACGCGUCGAAGAAGCCAAAGCUGAAAUGGAACGUGAAAUGAUGUUAGAAUUAGAAAGAAGGCGUGAACAAAUACGUGAAGAAGAACGUCGCCGAGAGGAAGAGGAAAAGAAAAAACGUGAGGAGCUAGAAGAAAUUUUGGCUGAAAACAAUCGGAAAAUUGAAGAAGCCCAGCGCAAAUUGGCUGAAGAACGUUUGGCCAUCAUUGAAGAGCAACGUCUCAUGGACGAGGAACGCCAGCGUAUGCGUAAGGAGCAAGAGAAACGUGUUAAAGAGGAACAAAAAGUCAUUUUAGGGAAAAACAAUUCACGACCAAAACUUUCAUUCUCAUUAAAACCUGGAGCCUUAUGAGUUUCUGGUCUCUUAG